Eurypyga helias (sunbittern) is the source of this 1281-nucleotide messenger RNA. RefSeq names its product protein phosphatase 1, regulatory subunit 8 (gene PPP1R8). Gene Ontology annotation, molecular function: protein binding; mRNA binding; protein serine/threonine phosphatase inhibitor activity. The record is from RefSeq and is a predicted model, not a curated record. Gene Ontology annotation, cellular component: nuclear speck. NCBI's taxonomy places the organism in Eukaryota, Metazoa, Chordata, Aves, Eurypygiformes, Eurypygidae.
GGCAGGGAAACCGCCACCUGGCUUACAUCUGGAUGUAGUCAAAGGAGACAAACUCAUUGAGAAACUCAUCAUUGAUGAGAAGAAAUACUAUCUCUUUGGGAGAAAUCCUGAUCUGUGUGAUUUUACCAUUGACCAUCAGUCUUGCUCUCGGGUCCAUGCUGCCUUGGUCUAUCACAAACAUCUCAAGAGGGUUUUCCUCAUAGAUCUAAACAGCACACAUGGCACAUUCUUGGGUCAUAUCCGUUUGGAACCUCACAAACCCCAACAGAUACCCAUUGACUCCACAGUUUCAUUUGGAGCUUCUACACGGGCAUAUACUCUGCGAGAGAAGCCUCAGACACUGCCAUCAGCAGUUAAAGGAGACGAGAAGAUGAGCGGUGAUGAUGAAGAGCUCAAGGGCUUGCUGGGCCUGCCAGAGGAGGAGACAGAACUUGAUAACCUGACAGAGUUUAAUACAGCCCACAACAAAAGAAUUUCCACACUAACCAUUGAGGAAGGGAACUUAGAUAUUCAGAGACCAAAGAGAAAACGGAAGAACUCCAGAGUGACAUUCAGUGAUGAUGAUGAAAUCAUCAAUCCGGAGGAUGUGGACCCUUCUGUUGGGCGUUUCAGGAACAUGGUACAGACAGCAGUAGUCCCUGUUAAGAAAAAACGGUUGGAGAAUCCAGGCUCACUGACCACAGAUGAUUCUUCAUCACGACGUAUGCAAAUUUGAGGAUUAUAUGGUGGUUUACCUCCAACUCACAAUGAGGCAGGUUCCCAGUCGCAUGGCGUCCAUGGGACAGCACUCAUUGGUGGUCUGCCAAUGCCCUACCCCAAUCUUGCCCCAGAUGUAGACUUGACUCCUGUUGUGCCCUCAACUGUUAACAUGAACCCAGCUCCGAACCCCGCUGUCUUUAAUCCUGAAGCUGUGAAUGAACCCAAGAAGAAGAAGUGCAAAGGAGGCAUGGCCUGGCAAGAAGCCAACCCCUUCCCUACUGAUCUGAGUUGGGUUUUGUUGAGAGAGGGUGGGAGUUGCGAACUCCAGAAACUGUUUGUGUGCGGUAUCGUCUUUUUAAAAUUUCGGUGUCCUAACCAGAUGUAAUGCCAAGAUUGGAGAAGUGAAGUAUCCUGCAAGUGAAAGAUCUGUCUUCAAACAUUUUUAUGUCUGUUUAAAAGAAAAAAAAAAAAUACAGCUCCCAUCUUCUUCUGAACCAAAAUAUCUGGCAGCCUUUUCUUAGCCAUUACUGUCCCCAGAGGUUUUUACUCCAAAUUUCGAUCCAUAAAUGGAAGGGGCAGUAU